AGUACAGACAAAAGCAUUCUUUAAUCUGCACAUUAAUAGUCCAUGGCAUCCAUAUUGCAAACUCUUCUUGCUCUCUUACGGCCGUUAUUUUCGUUUUUGAUCAAAUCAAUGUUUCGACCAUCAUUACUAUCUGUGAAGAUUCUCAAAACAAGCAAUUACAGAUCUUCGAUUUUGAAGAAUGGCUGGUUACCAAGUUAAAAAAAGUAGAGGUCGACCAAGCACCGGACGAGGCCCAAAACAAGCAACCUCCUUCAAAAUUGAUUAACGUAAGAUUUUCAUACUUAGCACUAUUAAUGUUCAAUUUUGAAGAUUACACGGUUACAAAGGCAAAAAGGGUCAACCAAGCACUAGAGGAGGCAGUACCCUUGCAAUAUGCAUUGAAAAUUCAUGAAGCAAUGAGAUACUCACUCCUUGAAGGGGGCAAGUAUGUCCGGUCCAUUGUCUGUAUUGCUUGUUGUGAAUUAGUGGGAGGGGAGGAGGCCUUGGCAAUGCCGAUCGCCUGCACAGUAGAGAUGAUACACACAGCAUCACUCAUCCAUGAUGACCUUCCUUGCAUGGACAAUGAUGAUCUAAGGCGAGGCAAGCCGACCAACCACAUACUUUUCGGUGAGGGCAUUGCGGUUCUUGCAGGGGGUGGUCUUCUCUGCCUUGCAUUCGAGCACGUAGUGUCUAAGACAGUGAGUUUUUCGUCAGAAAGAGUGGUUCGAGCCAUUGCGGAGCUAAGCUCGGUGGUAGCCGGUUGGGUAAAAAGGGUUGGUGGCAGGGCAGAUGAUGGAUCUUUAGAGUUAGGGGAAACAGGAGGAGGAAGUGAUGAAGAUGUAGAGAGGGUAAGGAUAUAUGCUAGGCGUAUAGGGCUGUUGUUUCAGGUUGUGGAUGACAUUGUAGAUGUCACCAUGUCGUCGGAAGUGUUGGGGAAGACAGCCGGGAAGGACUUGGUGAGUUAUAUGGCCACUGAUCCAAAGUUGAUGGGUGUCAAUAAUGCCAAGAAGUUUGCCGGUGAACUGGUGGCUCAGGCCAUUGAAGAACUUACCUGUUUUGAUGCCGCCAAGGCUGCUCCCUUGUACCGUUUAGCAAAAUUUAUCGCUAAUCGAGAUAAUUAGUAUACAUUCUAAAAGGGAAGACCAUGUUCUCUAUAAUUUUCACUUGUGUUGUAGUUAUGAUCUCUUGAUUGUAUUUAUUUUUCAAAGGAAACAUAUGAAAAUAAUGCAAUUGCUAUUAUGAGAUGUAGUACCAGAUUCGGCACUCUUAAUCCCACAAGAUUCUGUAUAUAUAUUUAAUUAUUCUCUACUCUACUUUAGGCUUAAGUUUUGGUGUCAGUAAUUUGGCAUCACAUGAAAAUAAAUGUUAUGCAAGUUG
Molecule: messenger RNA, 1356 nt
Organism: Rubroshorea leprosula
Lineage: Eukaryota; Viridiplantae; Streptophyta; Magnoliopsida; Malvales; Dipterocarpaceae
Source: the annotation of a GenBank genome assembly